Brachypodium distachyon (stiff brome) is the source of this 1878-nucleotide messenger RNA. RefSeq lists its product as uncharacterized. The coding region runs from base 264 to 1775 and encodes 503 amino acids. The transcript has a single exon. NCBI's taxonomy places the organism in Eukaryota, Viridiplantae, Streptophyta, Magnoliopsida, Poales, Poaceae. The record is from RefSeq and is a predicted model, not a curated record.
UCAUGUGUCAUACAUUAUGCUUAUUGCUUAAAUAAUCUUGCGUGAUCAUGAAUGCAUUGUUAAACAGAAAUAAGCAAAUGAUUACAGGUCAUACAUCUUGACUUGGAAAGUUCUAUUCUACAGAUCUCUGAUGUCCAACACUCCAAGUUCAAAGCCAUAUAUCACAGCACAAAUUCUUCAGGGUCUCAACUGUACAUCCAUUUCAUUUGCCUUGCAGUUGUAGAAACCUCCACCCAGGCUCAAGUGCUAUUUGGAACCCAAGGAUGGAGUUUGCCCUGUCUGCGAUCACAGGCGAUCUCUGCAGCCGAUUCAUCACCUAUCUAGUCAACAAGUGCACAGACAGAUGGUCUUCUGAGGAGAAGCUGCAGAGGCUGCGGCUUCUUCUUGUAAGGCUUCACAUUGUCGUUGAGGAGGCCGAGGGGCGAUACAUCACCAACGCCCAGAUGCUAUUGCAGCUCAGGACCAUCACCCAAGCAAUGUACCGAGGCUACUCUGCGCUGGAAGAGUUCCGGUCUUCGCAGCAAAUCCAGGCUCAGCGGCAGGUGAACCGUGCGCAUCUUGGGAUGCAGCGGUCGGGAGAUUUUUCUCAACUAUCUCAGAGCAAGAUCAGAAGGCAGGUUAGCAUCUCGAAUCCAUGGCCUCUCAUCGCUCCUGCCAAGCAAUUUCGUAAAACUGCGAGCACUGUCAACCGGCUGCUGGAGGAUUUGGAGACUGCUAUUGCUGAUAUGAAAGAAUUUGUGAUUUUCCUGGGGGGAUGUGAGCGGAUGUGCCGAAGACCCAACGACACCUAUCUUUAUGUCGACAAUUUCAUGUUUGGCCGUGUCGUCGAGAAGCAAAAGAUCAUAAACAUCUUGCUUCAAGACAACCCAGCAGCAGAUGGUGCUCCGCUUGCUGUGCUUCCGGUCAUCGGUGGUUGUCGAGUCGGUAAGAAAACACUGGUUUGGUGUGCUUGCAAUGACGACAAGAUCCGCUCAUACUACCCUUCGAUCUUGUAUCUCAAAGGAGACAAGAUUCGGAGUGUGGAUAAAGGAAUAUUUAGCUGUGCAAGGACUUUGGUAGUCAUUGAGUUUGUCUCAGAUGUAUCUGACGAGGAUUGGGAGGAUUUCUACUCAUUGAUGGCCAAAUGGAUGGGCAAUGGAAGCAAGAUCAUACUCAUAAGCAGAUUUGAGAGGAUCUCGAGGUUUGCCACAGCAACACCGAUCUACCUCGGCAGCUUGUCCCCAGAUGAGUACAAUUACCUGUUCAAGGUGCUUGCAUUCGGAAGCGCAGAUCCAACGGAUCAUCCUCGAUUGGCGACAAUUGGGUACAAGCUGGGGACUCUGUUGGGAGGGCUUCUGCUGUCUGCAAACAUACUUGGAUACAUGCUAAGAAAGGAUUUGGAUGUUCAGUUCUGGCUCCAUAUACUGAGAAGGUACACCGAGGCGGUAGACAACAAUCUCACCGAGUUCGGCGCACAUCCGAGAGCUCUCCAUGAGGAAGAACGUCCGGCAGACAUCACCAAGUUCUCAUCGUCGCAGUCAGCGUCUUCUUAUUCACUGCGCAUGAUGCCUCCGCGCAGUGGAACCGGUGAUAUUUGCACUAGGGAACUGUCCAAUGUGACAUUUGGGGACCUGGUGGCAGGUUCUUACACUGUUCUGCCUCAGGGGGAGUAUCAGAUUAUGGUGUGGGAAUCACGGAUACCUCCCUUCACCAAGUUUGUUGCAACAUGUGUUGAGGAGAAGGUUCAUUGUGUAGGUUUAACUGGAAAAAAGCGUCCUCGAGAAAUAGAUCUAUAGAAACUUUAAUUUGCAUGUACAUUUGUUCUGCAAGAUUAGGUGUUGCUCGGUUGUGCCUUCUUUUGUAUUGACAACCAGGUGAAGAACUCGUGUUUGCUCUUAA